UUCGUUAAUUUAUUACGAUCCAAUUGUGUUAUUUUGUUAAGAUUAUACAAAAUAAAACAUUAAACUUAUUGCUAAUAUAUUGCAAAAGUUUAGAAACACGUCUUACUAAAGUAAUCGAGCAUUUUUAAAACAUCGUUACUUACUUGGAACACUGUCAUCUCGUACUGAUGCCUCGCUGCCGCUGUCGUUGCCGAAACUGUAGAAGCAAUCACCAGGAAAGUAAUACGGAUUCAGGACUGUCUGAUACCGAGGUUUGCUGCCAGACGAGGACUGCCGAGGAGGAUUCAUUGCGACAAUGCAACGAACUUUGUAGGAGCCAGCAGAGAGUUGAAGGAACUACAGAAGGCGUUCGAGGAUCAACGAGAGGCCCUGGUGACAUUCGCGGCAUCAGUCGAAAUCGAGUUCAGCUUCAUUCCACCUCGAGCACCUCACUUCGGAGGUCUGUGGGAAGCUGCUGUCAAGCAAGCCAAACACCUGCUUCUGCGAGCAGUAGGCAACGCGUCUCUCAACGCCGAAGAAAUGGGAACCAUGCUUGCAGAAGUGGAGGCGGUGCUGAACAGCCGACCCAUAGCACCGCUGUCACCAGAUCCCAACGACGGGGAAGCACUAACGCCAGCACAUCUGUUAAUAGGCGGGGGUCUGCGUUCGCUGCCGCCAGGAUCAGAAGAAGGCGCGAAAGACAACGUGCUGAAGUCUUGGAGGCGAUGGCGACUACUCUCCGGACUCAAGGAGAUGUUUUGGCAAGCUUGGUCCAAAGAAUAUAUACUGGGUCUACAGCACAAGGCCAAAUGGCAGCAGCAAGCUCCCAAUCUGCAGGUGGGCGAGUUAGUGAUAAUUCACGAAGACAACCUGCCACCCCAGGAGUGGUUGACCGGACGCAUCGUAGCCGUAACAGAAGGCAAGGACGGCAAGGUCAGGGUGGCAGAGAUACGCACAAAAAACGGCGUAUUUAAACGUCCCAUUCAAAAGCUCGCAUUAUUACCAAUGAGUUGAAGACCUUUGGUCCUUCAAUGGGGCCGGGAUGUUCGUUCGAUUCUGCACCAGUUCGCGUUCACUUACCUAUCUGUUAAUUGUCCCAAUUAAACAACAUGUUUAAGAUUUAAAACUAAAAAUGAAUUGUAUUUAAACAUAAAAGUAAACAUAAAUCUAAACAUGUAUCUAAACAUAUGUAACAUUAAACAAAAGUAUAAGAUAUUCUACUUACUGUUCGGUUAAAUGGAAUGAACAAUGGCCAACGGGAAAGUAGGAGAAAUAUCUAAAGAAAAAUGAAGUAUUAAUAGCUAUAUAGAAAAUUUGAAUUAAAUAAAGACUUACU
Lucilia sericata (common green bottle fly) is the source of this 1315-nucleotide messenger RNA. RefSeq lists its product as uncharacterized. Gene Ontology annotation, molecular function: nucleic acid binding. The record is from RefSeq and is a predicted model, not a curated record. Bases 168 to 953 code for a protein of 261 amino acids. Gene Ontology annotation, biological process: DNA integration. The transcript has 2 exons. NCBI's taxonomy places the organism in Eukaryota, Metazoa, Arthropoda, Insecta, Diptera, Calliphoridae.